AUGUUGCAAUUUCUGUCUUUUCUGAUUACUUUCCUUAUUGCGCACACAUUCGCUCAAGAGGAUCUGGACCUCGUGCCGUGCAUGGGAAAGGGUAGAGGCAGGAACUCUACCGCUUUGAGGGCACAAUUCGAGGAAGACAUAUACCCCAGGAGUAGAAUUGGAGUUAGGUCAAUGGUGUACGAGGUUAACACAUAUGUGCAUGUAAUUACUACGAGCGAGAAGAAGGAUUGGUAUCCCAAAUCAAUGGUCCAGAAACAGAUCGAAGUGAUGAAUACAGCGUACUCAGGUUCCUUCGUCUUCAACCUCAAGGACGUCGACUUCACGAUCCACGACGAAUGGGCCACAGCAAACACCGAUGAAAACGAAGAAGCAUACAAGACCGUCCUCGGUAAAGGCAGCUACGCCGAUCUGAAUCUUUAUUUCCUCAGCGAUCUUGGCAGGGCUGAGAAGUCCACGCUCCUGGGUUUCUGCUACAUGCCAGAGUCGGAUCCAGACUCAAGGGAACUUGUUCUGAACGGCUGCACAAAUCUGGCGUCCACGAUGCCUGGUGGUGAGUCCGAGCGCUUUGGGAUGGGUAUGACUUCUGUGCAUGAAGUCGGCCAUUGGCUCGGUUUAYACCAUACCUUUGAAGGUGAUUCCUGCGACGGCGCUGGGGACUACGUGAGCGAUACGCCAGUGCAGCGGCUACAAACCGAUGGAUGUCCUGUUGCGCAGGAUAGUUGUCCCGGGAGAGAGGGAAAGGAUAAMAUCCACAAUUACAUGGACUACUCGGACGACCGUUGCUUGAGCGAGUUUACACCUGGACAGUUUGCGAGAAUGACGCAUGCUUAUGGGACGAUGCGAUGGGGGAAGUGA
Molecule: messenger RNA, 855 nt
Organism: Ramularia collo-cygni
Lineage: Eukaryota; Fungi; Ascomycota; Dothideomycetes; Mycosphaerellales; Mycosphaerellaceae
Product: related to Extracellular metalloprotease MGG_08041
Exons: 4
Coding region: 1-855 (284 amino acids)
Molecular function (GO): metallopeptidase activity
Source: RefSeq, a predicted model, not a curated record